Molecule: messenger RNA, 1686 nt
Organism: Penicillium expansum
Lineage: Eukaryota; Fungi; Ascomycota; Eurotiomycetes; Eurotiales; Aspergillaceae
Product: Cytochrome c oxidase, subunit Vb
Exons: 8
Coding region: 1-1686 (561 amino acids)
Biological process (GO): mitochondrial electron transport, cytochrome c to oxygen
Cellular component (GO): mitochondrial envelope
Source: RefSeq, a predicted model, not a curated record
AUGUCUACAACACCGGGGGACCCUUAUCGAGGCUUCAUGGUUAACUACGCUCCUCAUGGCCGUGGUAAAGAUGCGAACCGGGAGGGUAUCAUUCCCUACAGUUCAGCGCAGUUGCUCCAAGAUAGGCCCACUGAAAUUCGCUACCACUCUGAUACAACCCAGCCACCCUUUGGGUCCUCAUCAACUUUUAUCGCGAACCGCUCGUCCCAACGCCAGCAGGGGUCGCAUUACAACACACACGGCUAUAGACUCUCCCCAAUCCAUGGUAGCAGAAAACGACAACGUACCGACAAUCAGCCUGAGGCUAGUGAAGACAAUUAUGGGUACCGACCUAUUUUGCAAAAUCUACCCAUGGGUGACCCAUCGGCUUCAGCAGGGGAAUCGACCGACCUGACAUACGCUGAUCAUGUCGGCCCUUCGUCUUCCCACCAGACAUCGAACCAUGACUACAUUCAGGCUGGUCUCCCGCAACAACAACAACAACAACAACAACAACAACAUCACCAUCAUCAUCGGCUGCCAUCCCAAGCAUUGGUGGGCACGACCUCUGCUGAUCAGGGCUCUGAACCAUACCAGCCGCAAAUCGACCUUAGCUUCAUGGACCUUCCAGGCGUGCCUACACCAUACCCUGAGCCAAAAGCACCAAAGACUAGAUUCGGUCACAAGGAAGAUGAGAUGUUGAUAGCCCUAAAGGAGCACUGGAAGUUUUCCUGGAGGCAGAUUGAGUACUUCUUUCCGGGGCGAAAACAACAAACAUUGCAAGUCCGUUACUGUACCAAAUUGAAGGAAAGAGAUGUGGUUUGGGAUGAUACUUUGGAUCAAAAACUGAAAAGGGCGUUGGAGGAGUAUGAGGACAACAAAUGGGCACACAUUUCCCGGAAGCUUGGGCCUGGUGUACCACCAGCGGCGUCCAUGGAGAGCUCCUGCCAAUCAGAAAGGCUGAGUCAUCAUCACUCGCGGCCUUAUUGGAUGGUCCAAGCAGCCAAUCACAGGAGGUCGGACCAAAGCGGCUUCAAACUCGCCCAACCUCAAACCUCCAAACUCCCUCUCCUGCCCCAAACGCCCCGCGUCAUCCACCCCAUCACCUCCAGGACAAUGUUCCUCCAACGUACAGCCUCCGCCCUCGCAAGGCGCUCGCCUGCCCGCGCUUUCACCCUCGCCCAGCGCCCCUUCUCUUCCUCCAUUGUUCGCUCCAACGACAAGAAGUGGGCUCCCAAGCAGGAGGGCAAGAUCCUGACCUUCGACGAGAUCAAGACCGAGGAUGACCUCUUCGCUCCGGGUGCCAAGCCCGGUACCAUUCCCUCCGAUAUCGAGCAGGCCACCGGUCUCGAGCGUCUGGAACUCAUCGGAAAGAUGCAGGGCAUUGACAUCUUCGACAUGCGUCCCCUUGAUGCUUCCCGCAAGGGCACAAUCGAAGACCCCAUCAUCGUCAACGGCGCCGGUGAUGAGCAGUACGCCGGUUGCACCGGUUUCCCCGUAGACUCCCACCAGGUCAACUGGUUGACUGUCUCCCGCGAGCGCCCUCUCGAGCGCUGCCUCGAGUGCGGUAACGUGGUCAAGCUGAACUACGUCGGACCCGAGGAGGACCCCCACUCCCACGACCACGACCACGGUCACCACCACCCCCCUCACGUCGAGCCCAAGACCUUCGCCGACUACGUCAAGCCCGACUACUGGUACCGUUAA